AUGGUAUGCAAAUCAGACUGCACUAACUAUGUCCAGAGGCACAGGACUGGCUCAGAAGCUCUAUAAAGUUGCUGGCAAAGGAUUUCUGUUCAGAGAUCAGGACCUUCCGACAGAACAAUUAUGGUUCAAUCCAAUUUAACUCAACAGAAUUUGUCAAACAACUACACUAUCCCGGGGACCAUGGCACAGAACGCAUCUUGUGAAAACUGGCUGGCAGCAGAGGCUGCCCUGAAAAAGUACUACCUGUCCAUUUUUUAUGGGAUUGAGUUCAUUGUGGGAGUCCUUGGGAACAGCACGGUUGUUUUUGGCUACCUCUUCUGUCUGAAGAACUGGAAUAGCAGUAAUAUCUAUCUCUUUAACCUCUCUAUUUCUGACCUGGCUUUCUUGUGCACACUCCCCAUGCUGAUGAAAAGCUAUGCCCACGGAACAUGGACAUAUGGAGAUGUGCUGUGCAUCAGCAACCGAUACAUACUUCAUGCCAACCUCUACACCAGCAUUCUUUUCCUCACUUUCAUCAGCAUUGAUCGCUACCUGCUCAUGAAACACCCAUUCCGAGAGCACCGCCUGCAGAAGAAAGAAUUUGCCAUUUUAAUCUCUUUGGCCAUUUGGGUUUUAGUGACCUUAGAGCUCAUGCCCAUGCUUCUUUUUAUAAAUACUGAUCCAUCUGACAAUGGCACCCAAUGCAGUGAUUAUGCAAGUUCUGGGAUCCCCGAAUACAGCUUGAUUUACAGCAUGUGUCUAACCUUCUUGGGAUUCUUAUUUCCACUUUUUGUGAUGUGCUUCUUUUAUUACAAGAUUGUGGUCUUCCUCAAGCAGAGGAUCAGGCAGCAGGUCACCACUCUGCCCUUGGAAAAGCCUCUCAACUUAGUCAUAUUGGCAGUGGUGAUCUUCUCUGUGCUUUUCACACCCUACCACAUCAUGCGCAACGUGAGGAUCGCCUCCCGCCUGUGGGGCUUGAGGCGGCACCAAUGCUCGCAGGCCAUCAUCAGGUCCUUGUACAUCCUCACUCGGCCUUUGGCCUUUCUGAACAGUGUCGUCAACCCUGUCUUCUACUUCCUGGUGGGAGAUCACUUCAGGGAGAUGUUGAUGAGCAAACUGAGGCACCACUUCAAGUCCCUUCCAUGUUUUAGGAAAUGAGCUAAUGGACUGACGUUUUCAUUCAGAAGAGAACGAGGUGCCUGGGCAACAGAAAGUUGUACGCAAGCAGUUAUAAGCCAGUUAGAGUUUGAUGAACUCAUAGUUGUAAAUCAGAGAGGGUCACAGAUCUGUCCCUGAGUUAAAGGCAUGGUGUACCCAGAGUACAUAAAAAGAAGAGGAUGAGAAGAAUUUAUUUGUUUGUUCAGCUACAAAUUGAAAGAAGUUGGACUAGCACGAAUGUUUGGGCAUGUAAAUCCAAAACCCUAGGUGUUAUAAUACGUCAGUCAGUGUGAGAAGAACAGAGGGUGGAGAAAGCAGCCUGCUGUCUACAUUUAAGCAUUGGUCAGACUGUAAAAAAGAAAUUGGGCAACAUUCUCUAUGUUCUUCUUAUUUCAUACUAUCUUAUAACUUCAUGUGAUAAUUGAAUAGCAGAUUAUGUAUACAUUAUUAAAUAUUGUUGUUAGGAGUUGUGCUCUUAAGAAAAUUUAAACAGUAACAAUAAUGGGCAGGAAAGCACUGUAACAAGUUCAAGAAUGUCUAUAUAUUCCUUUAUAAUGAUUAUGAAUUGGGUCAACUUUAUUUUAUCAGUCCUCUUUUGUUGUAUAAUUUAUAGUGUAAGUAAUCAUAUUAAAUAGAGAUAUUUUAACAGAGGGAGAGAAAUGUUUGAACUUGACUAUAAGGGAAUUCAGAUGUAAAUGGAGCUACCAAGAAAAGUUGCAAAAACCUCAGAGUUAUAAAACACAAAGUGCCUAUUGCAAAACGCAAAGCAAGACAAAACAACACAGAAGUGAGUAGACUGUGUGAUGAUUAUGCCAUCUGGCAUUUAAUUAUCACGCUUUGAUCAUCACUGCAUGCAACUAUAUUAAAGUUUAUUAGCCUUGCUGCUCUUGAUUUAAGUAAACUUUGAAGUAUAUUAAUAUCAUAAAAC
This is a messenger RNA of Pteronotus mesoamericanus, 2065 nucleotides long. It is a transcript of the gene SUCNR1, whose product is annotated as succinate receptor 1. The transcript is spliced from 3 exons. The record is from RefSeq and is a predicted model, not a curated record. Gene Ontology annotation, cellular component: plasma membrane. Gene Ontology annotation, biological process: G protein-coupled receptor signaling pathway. NCBI's taxonomy places the organism in Eukaryota, Metazoa, Chordata, Mammalia, Chiroptera, Mormoopidae. Gene Ontology annotation, molecular function: G protein-coupled receptor activity.